AUGCAACCAAUCCCAGUAUCAAUCCUCUUCUCACUGUUCAUCGCUUCAUCAGUAGUUUGCAAUGAACAAUCACCCGACUUCGACUUACAAAGCAAUGUUCAUGGUCGAUCCUUCUUGAAUCCAGCCAAUCUAAUUGCUAAUGUCGCCUCGUCGGUAGCCUCAUCAGUUGCUUCCAAUGCUGUUAACUCAGUAGCCUCUGGUUUAGGUUCACUAGCUACUGGUGCAGCUAAUGGAGUAUCAAAUGGUAUCAAAGGCAUUGGUGCAUUGGAAACAAGUGGACUUGAUGCUGCUGGUAACCUCAUCUCAAGUGGAGCUUCAAUGGCUGCUCAGGCAGAAAAUAAAUUAGGUGAUGCUGUUAGUUCUGGUAUCAAUGGAGUUGGUAAAUUGGCCAGUUCUGGUUCUAACAUGGUUGCUGGUGCCGCUCAAUCUUUACUUGGCGAUAAACUUGGUGGUGCUAUUGGUCAAGGUAUCAAUGGAGUUGGAAAUGCUGUUGAGAAUGGAUUCAAAGCUGGUGCUUCAGUUGCUGAUUUGGGUUUCGGUCUUAAAGCUAAUGCAAUCAAAGGUGUCGGUAAUGUUGGUGAAUCUCUUACCAAUGGUUUAGGUAAAGUUGCUGGUGCUAAAGCUGGUUUACUUGCUGGUGGAGCUUCAAAGGUUGGUCAAAUGGCUGACAGUGGAGUAAAGGCUGUUGGAAGUGGAGUUGGUAAAGUCGCUGGUAAGGUUGCUGGUGAUGUUACUGGUAGUGUCGUUGGUGUUGUUGCUGGUAAAUUGUUCGGUUAA
Messenger RNA from Tetranychus urticae (two-spotted spider mite), 777 nucleotides. RefSeq lists its product as uncharacterized. Lineage: Eukaryota; Metazoa; Arthropoda; Arachnida; Trombidiformes; Tetranychidae. The record is from RefSeq and is a predicted model, not a curated record.